Messenger RNA from Pelobates cultripes (western spadefoot toad), 395 nucleotides. The record is from the annotation of a GenBank genome assembly. NCBI's taxonomy places the organism in Eukaryota, Metazoa, Chordata, Amphibia, Anura, Pelobatidae.
AUGUCGGAUAACCUGACCCAAUCUAUCAGCCACGCCAUCAUGGCGUCUGGCCACGGCUCCGGUGACCAAAACUCCAAGGCACAAGACGAUGAGCCUGCUCCCUUUAGCGUUCGCAAGGCCAUUGCAAAGACCCAUCACAUGGGCAAACACACCUCCAAAAUAGUUGUGACGGACAGGUUGCGCCCUGUCACUGAUGAGUACGUGGGGCCCCCACGUAAGAGAGCCUCCCACCGGGCAAAAGCGGUGCGGUCGUGGAAAUGGGCGAAAGCCAGCAAAGAUAUAUCCGAUUCUGAUUCGGACCAGGAGAAGGUAUUGAGUGAGUCCGAAGGUAUGGGCUCACAAGACUCGGAGGACUCUUCUCCGGAACGGGAUUUUUCAGACAAGCCGCCCACUAA